GGAGCUUCAACAUCGCGAAGACUAAACGAAGCUCAGUUUAACCCAUCACCCCUCACCGUCGACCCUGUCAAUCCUUCGAGCCUCGAAACCCCCUUUCCACCGCCAAAAUGGUUCAGAUGUACUCUAUCGCCGGUCGCCAGAUUGGCUCCCACUACCUGGCCAUUGGCGUCCUCGCCACCCUCUUCACCGGCUCUUACGUCUCCCUCAGUGGCGGUAGCAAGGCCCCCGCUGCCACUCCCCCCAUCAACGCCUCCAGCUCGGACGAAGCCGACUUCAUCAAGAAGUUCCUCGACAGCCAGGACAAGGAUGCGAAGAAGCACUAA
Molecule: messenger RNA, 323 nt
Organism: Verticillium alfalfae VaMs.102
Lineage: Eukaryota; Fungi; Ascomycota; Sordariomycetes; Glomerellales; Plectosphaerellaceae
Exons: 3
Coding region: 108-323 (71 amino acids)
Biological process (GO): proton motive force-driven ATP synthesis
Source: RefSeq, a predicted model, not a curated record